CUUCCCUAAGUACAAAAUAGAGUAUAUAUAUAAAGGAGGGGUUAGCCUUUUCACAAGGUCGAAGCUAGCUAGUGUUCAUGCAAAUUGCAUCUGAGGAAUAUAUGCUUAAUUAGAGAGUGAAAGAGAGAGAAAAAAGGACAGAGAAAGUGGACUUCCUUGUCUGUCUGUGUCAUAAACUCAAGAACCCUAGCUAAUCUCUGAAUCUAUCAAGAAAGCUCUUUGUCUCUUCUUUUUAUUCUCCUUUGAUUUUGCUACAUAACCCUUUGAGGAAAGCAAGAGAGGAACAAGAAAGAUGAUGAGCCUAAGUGGAAAUAGUGGGAGACCAAUAGGGAGGCCUCCAUUUACACCAACUCAAUGGCAAGAACUGGAGCAUCAAGCCUUAAUUUACAAGUACAUGGUCUCUGGUGUUCCUGUCCCACCAGACCUCAUCUUCUCCAUUAGAAGAAGCUUGGACUCUUCCUUGGUCUCUAGACUCCUCCCUCACCAACCACUUGGGUGGGGAUGCUACCAGAUGGGAUUUGGGAGGAAGCAAGAUCCAGAACCAGGGAGAUGCAGAAGAACAGAUGGUAAGAAAUGGAGAUGCUCAAGAGAAGCACACCCUGAUUCUAAGUACUGUGAAAAACACAUGCACAGAGGAAGAAACCGUGCCAAAAAAUCUAUUGAUCAGAGUCAGACAACAGCUCCUUUAACAUCACCAUCUCUCUCUUUCCCCAACAACAUCCCAAGCCCCACCUUGUCCUCUUCUUCUACUACUUAUUAUGCUUCUUCUUCAUCCCCAUUAGCUGAGGCUUACAGUAACAGCAAUAGGUUUGGUGUUGGUAGUAGUAACAGUAGAGGUUACUUCAAUAAUCAUUCCUUUGAUUAUCCUUACCCUUCAACUCCACCUAAACAGCAACAACAACAACAACAAACUCUUAGUCAUGUUUCUGCUUUGUCACUUCAUCAAAACACAUCUACUCCUCAACUCAAUGUCUUAGCCUCUGCAACUGACCACAAAGACUUCAGAUAUUUUCAAGGGAUUGGGGAGAGAGUUGGAGUUGGGGAAAGAACUUUUUUUCCAGAAGCUUCUAGAAGCUUUCAAGAUUCUCCAUACCAUCAUCACAAACAACCGUUAGCAACAGUGGUGGAUGAUCCGUACGACUAUACUACUGAUAAUAAGUUUGAUCAUCAUCACACAUACUCAUCUCAACAUCAUCAUCAUAACGACCAAGAUCAUCGACAACAACAAUGUUUUGUUUUGGGCGCCGACAUGUUCAACAAACCCACAAGAACUGUCUUGGAAUACACAUCGAGACAAGAUCAUCUUAAUCAAGAAGAGGAAGAGAAAGAUUCAUCGGACACGAAGAAGUCUCUUCAUCAUUUCUUUGGUGAAGAGUGGACACAGAACAAGAACAGUUCAGAUUCUUGGCUUGACCUUUCUUCCCACUCAAGACUCGACACUGGUAGCUGAUUGAUGAGGCCAGAUAGCAUCAGUGAUGGGUCUGCACCAACACACACACAAACACGUUUGAAGGGUCACAUUUCACAUCUAUUUCCAUGGAACAUUGAGACAAGACACUGUUUGCAGAACCCUUAUAUGUAUAUACAUUAGUAUAAUGAUCUCUUUCUUCUCUCUAUUCUCUAUGUCUUGUGUCUGUUAGGUCCCAACAGGAAAAUUGAUCCGACAUUUAUCUCUGUGUGUGUUUCUCCUGCUUUUUCUGGCUGCUGUUUUUUUGUUCCAGGCUAUCGUUUUAUUAUAUUUUACAGUAGCUGAA
Messenger RNA from Brassica oleracea var. oleracea, 1754 nucleotides. Its product is annotated as growth-regulating factor 5-like. Gene Ontology annotation, molecular function: ATP binding. NCBI's taxonomy places the organism in Eukaryota, Viridiplantae, Streptophyta, Magnoliopsida, Brassicales, Brassicaceae. Gene Ontology annotation, biological process: regulation of DNA-templated transcription; DNA-templated transcription; developmental process. Bases 293 to 1450 code for a protein of 385 amino acids. The record is from RefSeq and is a predicted model, not a curated record. Gene Ontology annotation, cellular component: nucleus. The transcript is spliced from 4 exons.